UUUGCUGAAGACGACUUUUGAGUCCGGUUAUGUUGAUGGUACUGGCAACUCUGCGUCAGCCCUGGUUCUUCCCGAAGCUCAGAAAACUCGGAAACAUGACAGGGUGUGGACGCUAAAUCGUGCACUGACUGCAACAAAAUUUUAAGCCAUCAUGGAUCCUGAACCAGAUAAUUGAGACAUGGCUCAUAAUUAUAAUGAUAGAAGUGGUGGGAAGCAUAUGACAUUUGAUGAUGACCAUGACAACUCAGAAUACAAUGCUAGAGACUCAUUCAAGAGGAAAAAUAAUGAAGAAGACAGAUUUGCCUUUGGCAAGAGGCAAAGGUUUGGUGGACAGAAUGAUAACAAGCCUAGAUUUGAAAAUUGGAAUUCAGAAGCAGGAAGAAUGAAUAACUGGAAUAGUAAUAAAAACAAGAAGUGGCAAGAUGCAGAACAGUUUGAAGAAUACUUUGAAGAUGUACCAAGACCAGAGAAGCCUCGGAAAUAUACCAUUAGCAUAGCAGUUCCUGCUUCCAUCCUGGAGGAAACCUGCAAAAAAGAUGAAUUGCGAACAUAUGUUGUGGGUCAAUUGGCAAGAGCAGCGAAUAUAUAUUCUGUUGAUGAGAUCAUAGUGUAUGAUGACAAAUGUUGGCGUAAGAAAAAUGUGGCUGGCACUGGCAGUGACAGGCAGAAUUUGAUUGAGAUGAUGAGAAUGUUACUUGAAUACCAGGAAUGUCCCCAGUACCUUAGAAAAUACCUCUUCUCAUUCCAUCGCUUUCUUGGUAAAGUUGGGGUCCUGAAUGCUCUUAAUGCUCCACAUCACCUACUCUCCAAACAGUGGUGUGAAUACAGAGAAGGUGUUGUGCUAGAUAGACGAAACAAGAGCUUAUCCUAUGUUGAUGUUGGUUUAUCAUCAGAAAUCACCAUUGAUAAAAAGCUUGAUGCAGGAGUAAGAGUAACUGUCAGACUGCCUCCAGAAACAAAAGAUCUGACUAAACGUUUUGGGGUUGUUGUUUCACCCGACGAACCUAGAGAAAAGUGUGGCUAUUAUUGGGGCUACACUGUUAGAGUUGCACAUUCUCUUACAGAGGUCAUGACUGGGGGCAGAUUCCAAAAUGGUUAUGAUCUACUAAUUGGCACGUCUGAUAAAGGAGAAGACAUCAAGAAAACUGAAUACCCGAAAUUCUAUCAUGCGCUUAUUGUCUUUGGAGGUGUUGAGGGUCUUGAGUCUGCAAUAGAAGCAGAUGAUCAGCUGGAAGCCACUGAACCACACCACCUGUUUGACUUCUACACCAACACAUGCCCCAUGCAGCAGGCACGCACAAUACGCACAGAAGAGGCAGUAUUGAUUAGUCUGUGUGCUCUGCAAGAUAAAUUACUACCAAAAGGAAAAAACUAAAUACUACUUGGAAGGUUGCUAAGUACUUGUUAUAAUUUUUUUUUUUUUAUUGAAUUUAACUUGAGAUUCUUGUUAUAUUGUACUUGGUACUGCUUUCAUUAUCAGUAAUAGUACCUGCAAAUAAUAAAAAAAUAUAUUUUUUAUUGACUAUUGAAAGUUGUCUUCAAUCUCAUACUACAUAGAAUACUUUGCAAAUGGUAUGGUUUAUAUUACAUUAGGAUUUAUUUUUAGUUGUAGAGGACAUUUGUGAAAAUGAUACUUGUUGAACUAAAAAAAAAAAUCCAGUUUAAUUUUUGACCUGUAUAACCAUUGCACAGGACUCAUAGAACAUAAUAGGUAUUCUGAAUACUUGCAUAAAUAAAAAUAUAUGUAUAUAUUUAUAUAUGCAAUUUACUGCACUUGGAUAGUACUCUAAGAUUGGGAUUUCAUAAAAUUUGAUGAGACUUGAAUAUUACUUGGAGAUAAAAAUUCUGUUUAUAUCCUUUCUCAAUAAAAUAUGAUGUUGGCAA
Messenger RNA from Penaeus vannamei (Pacific white shrimp), 1884 nucleotides. The record is from RefSeq and is a predicted model, not a curated record. Lineage: Eukaryota; Metazoa; Arthropoda; Malacostraca; Decapoda; Penaeidae.